Messenger RNA from Penicillium alfredii, 1572 nucleotides. Its product is annotated as MDR family MFS transporter. Gene Ontology annotation, molecular function: transmembrane transporter activity. The record is from RefSeq and is a predicted model, not a curated record. The coding region runs from base 1 to 1572 and encodes 523 amino acids. NCBI's taxonomy places the organism in Eukaryota, Fungi, Ascomycota, Eurotiomycetes, Eurotiales, Aspergillaceae. Gene Ontology annotation, biological process: transmembrane transport. The transcript has 4 exons.
AUGCGAGAAUAUCGGGAUGAAAGCUUCGAGAACCGAGAUGAUAUUCCACUGAAGGAGUCCGGAAGUGAAUCGGGCAUCGACGAACAGGAUGAAUACCCACCAAUGUCAAAGCUAGUCCCUAUUCUGGACAACACCAUCCUCGCAACCGCAGUACCCAAGAUUACCCAAGAGUUCAAUUCACUCGAAGACUUAUCCUGGUACGCCAGUGCUUAUCUUCUGACAUCAUGCGCCGUGACCCUUCCAUUCGGCAAAAUCUACUCUUACUAUUCGACCAAGUGGACCUACAUAAUUGCGCUCGCGUUGUUUGAGAUAGGGUCACUGACAUGCGCGGCAACUCCAACAUCAAAAGGGCUUAUAAUGGGUAGAGCAAUUGCCGGAAUUGGGUCUGGUGGAAUCUCUCCAGGGGCCUUGCUGGUGCUGGCUAACAUCUUACCCUUGCACCGCCGGGCACUGUAUUUUGGUAUCAUUGGCAGCACCAGCGGCAUUGCUACCGUGACUGGACCAAUGAUUGGAGGAUUGUUGACGGACCGGGUCAGUUGGAGAUGGUGUUUCUACAUCAAUUUACCGCUCGGCGCUAUUACCGGAUUCUUUAUAAUCAUGUUUUUCAAAGACGCCCGCAUGACUGAAAAAGAACUUGGAGGCCUGGAGCAGUUGAAACGAAUGGAUCCUCUUGGAAUUGUGGUCUUCAUUCCUGCCGUCAUCUCGAUCCUGUUGGCCCUUCAAUGGGGCGGCGCCAAAUACGACUGGGGAAAUUCCCGCAUCAUUGCUCUCUUUGUUCUCUUUGGAGUCUUUGGCUCAGCCUGGUGCUGCAUUCAGUGGUGGAGGCAGGAGGAGGCCACAGUUCCACCUCGUCUGCUCAGGAAUCGCAAUGUCUUUGGGGCUGUGAUCCAUGCCAUGUUCCUGGGCGGCUCAUUUUUUGUUUUGGGCUAUUAUCUCCCAAUAUGGUUCCAGGCAAUCAAAGAGGUUUCGGCUUCGGAGUCGGGAAUCAACAACCUUCCCAUGGUUGUGUCAAUGAUUGUUUGUUCCGCAAUUGGAGGUCUCUUGGUCAACAUCAUUGGUUACUACACGCCGUUCAUGUACAUUGGAAGUGCAUUCCUGACCAUUGGCGCGGGCCUCUGCACAACCUUUACGGUCGAUACAGGGCACAGCAAGUGGAUUGCAUAUCAGGUGAUCAUUGGACUUGGGGCAGGUCUUGGGUUCCAGCAAUGCAUCAAUGCUCUUCAGACCGUGUUGCCAUUAACGGAUAUACCGAUUGGGAUUGCGAUUAUCACAUUCUCGCAGAGCCUGAGCGGUGCAAUAUUUAUUUCGAUUGCACAGAACGUCUUCCAGAAUCGGCUCGUGACAAAUAUUUUGGCAAACACUUCGAAGAUAAGCCCAGAUACUGUGAUCAGAGCAGGGGCAGCAAAUCUGUCGCAGCGUCUGCCCAAAGAUGUUCUCCCUUUCGUGAUCCACGCAUACAACACUGCUGUCACUCAGACCUUUUAUGUUUCGGUGACCGCUGCCGCUCUUUCCUUCGUGGGAGCCGGGUUUGUGGAGUGGAAAUCCAUGAGAAGAAGGCCGACACCCCAGUGA